This is a messenger RNA of Neohortaea acidophila, 1059 nucleotides long. RefSeq names its product P-loop containing nucleoside triphosphate hydrolase protein. Gene Ontology annotation, molecular function: DNA binding; ATP binding; ATP hydrolysis activity. Bases 1 to 1059 code for a protein of 352 amino acids. Gene Ontology annotation, cellular component: DNA replication factor C complex; nucleus; Elg1 RFC-like complex. The record is from RefSeq and is a predicted model, not a curated record. Gene Ontology annotation, biological process: DNA repair; DNA-templated DNA replication. The transcript has 3 exons. Lineage: Eukaryota; Fungi; Ascomycota; Dothideomycetes; Mycosphaerellales; Teratosphaeriaceae.
AUGGCGCGUGCCGAAUCUUCAAAAGACGCCGAGAGUAAUGGGACGAAGAAGACUGCAAAUGGGUCGAAUCACAGCUACGAAUUGCCAUGGGUUGAGAAAUAUCGUCCAAUCUUCCUCGACGACAUUGUAGGCAACACCGAAACCAUUGAACGCCUCAAGAUCAUUGCCAAAGAUGGCAACAUGCCACACGUCAUCAUCUCUGGAAUGCCCGGCAUCGGCAAAACCACCUCCGUCCUCUGUCUCGCCCGCCAACUUCUCGGAGAUGCCUACAAGGAAGCCGUGUUGGAGCUGAACGCCAGCGAUGAAAGAGGUAUCGACGUGGUGCGGAACCGGAUCAAGGGAUUCGCGCAGAAAAAGGUCACUCUGCCGCCUGGGCGACACAAAAUCGUCAUCCUCGACGAGGCCGACAGCAUGACUUCCGGCGCACAGCAAGCCCUUCGGCGCACCAUGGAGAUCUAUGCUGGUACCACCCGCUUCGCCUUUGCGUGCAAUCAGAGCAACAAGAUCAUCGAGCCGCUGCAGUCUCGAUGCGCCAUUCUCCGCUACUCUCGCUUGACCGAUGCCCAGAUUGUCAAGAGGCUGUAUCAAAUCUGCAAGGCGGAGAAUGUAGAGUACAGUGAUGAUGGGAUCGCCGCGCUGGUGUUCAGCGCGGAGGGAGAUAUGCGUCAAGCCAUCAACAAUCUUCAGAGCACCCAUGCCGGCUUCGGCUUCGUGAGCGGAGAUAACGUCUUUCGGGUGGUAGACAGCCCACAUCCGGUGAAGGUGCAAGCGAUGAUCAAGUAUUGCCAAGAGCAGAAGAUAGAUGACGCGCUUGACAUCCUCAAGGAGCUCUGGGACCUGGGCUACUCAUCCCACGACAUCAUCUCCACCAUGUUCAAAGUCACCAAGAACGUGCCGUCGCUUUCGGAGCAUACGAAGCUCGAGUUUAUCCGGGAAAUCGGAUUCACCCACAUGCGCAUCCUUGAUGGAGUGCAGACGUAUCUCCAGCUUGCCGGAUGCGUCGCCAAGCUCUGCAAGCUGAAUAUGAAGCCUCAACUCUUUGUCGUGCCGCAAGGUUGA